AUGCCACUGAUGAUGCCUACAAAGACUGUUGUUACAAUCAAUUCGACUGGUCGCCAGACGGCCUCGUUUGUCCGCGUCGCCUCUGCUGUGGGCUGGCGCGUGAAAGCNCAGGUUCGAACUUGCGAUGGUUUAGUCGCAGAGGAACUCGCCGCUUUACCCAAUGUCGAGAUUGUCGAAGGAGAUUUGUGCCAACCAAAGGCUGACCUGAUCCCCUUUUUGAACCACCUUUUCGAGGGUGCCAAGCUGGCCUUUAUCAACACUACUCACUGGGGCGAUGAGGUCGCCAUUGGCAAAGCCUGCGCUGAUGCCGCCAAACGAGCCGGCAUAACUCACUACAUUUACUCAUCCAUGCCGGAUCACUCUGUCUACAAUCCAGACUGGAGACCACUUCCGUUAUGGUCGCAAAAGUUCACCAUCGAGAACUACGUCCGCCAACUUGGAAUCCCGGCUACUUUCACCUAUACUGGAAUUUACAACAACAACUUUACCUCUCUACCUUAUCCGCUAUUCCGCAUGGAACUCCAGGAAGAUGGUAGCUUCUUAUGGAAAGCCCCAUUCCACCCUCACGAUCCACUGCCUUGGCUAGACGCGGAGCAUGAUGUAGGCCCGGCCCUCUUGCAAAUUUUCAAGAUGGGUCCAAAUGCCUGGAAGGGCCAAAGGGUCACGCUUGCCUUUGAACGACUAAGUCCAAUUCAGGCCUGCAUCAAGUUUUCACGCGGUGUAGGCAGGCCGGUCAAAUACGUACCUGGCCCGAUAGACAUCGAGGUCUCCAUCCCCAGCGGCUACCGAGAACAUCUCGAAUCACUCCAGGAAACCCUUGGCGAAAAGAGAGCCCCUUACUUUGGACCUCUGGAAUAUCCCCAAGAAGCUAGGAGUCUAUGGGAGGGCUACCGGUCACUCGAAGAAUACGCUCGCGAAGUCUUCCCAGACGAGGAAGCCGCCAACGGACUGACAUGGAUGGACGACGACAAGGAGUUCCCCGAAUACGCCGAGAGCACUGGAGAUCCCGACGAGGAUGGAGACGAGAGUAGUGUUGGAAUCACGACGAAUCCCACACCUGCUUGGACCCCAGGCAUGCGGACACCGUUUAACCAUCCCGAGGCGGACGCCCACAACUUCUUCGUGGGCAGCUGUUAA
This is a messenger RNA of Aureobasidium vineae, 1137 nucleotides long. NCBI's taxonomy places the organism in Eukaryota, Fungi, Ascomycota, Dothideomycetes, Dothideales, Saccotheciaceae. The record is from the annotation of a GenBank genome assembly.